AUGUCCAGCGAAGCCGUCCCGACGACUGAGGGGCAAGCUCAGCCCCAACCCCAGGGCAUGCGGGUAAAUGGCAAACAAUGGCAUGCGCCUCGAAAGGCCUUCCGCCCGACCUCCGGCUUGACCACGUUCGAGAAGCGCUCUAGGCAACGCAUCGAAAUGGCGGCGAUGAAGGCAAAAGAGAAGGAAAUGAAGGACGACAAGGAGACUGAAAGAAAGCAACGAGUACAACGGAUCAAGGACAAGCGCGCAGCGAAGGAGGAGAAGGAAAGAUACGCCAAGAUGGCAGAGAAGAUGCACAAGAAGCGGGUUGAGCGGUUAAAGAGGAAAGAGAAGCGCAACAAGGCCCUCAACUCGUGA
Molecule: messenger RNA, 357 nt
Organism: Anthostomella pinea
Lineage: Eukaryota; Fungi; Ascomycota; Sordariomycetes; Xylariales; Xylariaceae
Source: the annotation of a GenBank genome assembly